This is a messenger RNA of Myzus persicae (green peach aphid), 3448 nucleotides long. RefSeq lists its product as uncharacterized. NCBI's taxonomy places the organism in Eukaryota, Metazoa, Arthropoda, Insecta, Hemiptera, Aphididae. The record is from RefSeq and is a predicted model, not a curated record. Bases 444 to 1028 code for a protein of 194 amino acids. The transcript is spliced from 6 exons.
CCCGCCAGCCGGGAGUUCGUGCGUUCCCAUAGGACCAUCCGGGCGUUCUGGGCGACAACGAAGCGACUAACGCCCGUCCACCAAGAGCCGUAAUCGGUCCACAGCUUCACCGAGAUCCACAGUCGACAAACGACGACCAAGCUGUCACAUCGUCAAACACUCCACACCAUCUGUUGCAACUGUGACGACAAACCUCGACUCAAGAAAAACAUUCGAUUCAGUGGACCGCGCCAUGUUGGUUAACAAACUUGGUAAUCUCGCGGUUGUUCAUAAAUUCAAGAUCCAUUCACAACCUGGUUUUCAGUUUUAAUCGACAGGUGACUUUACUGUACGUUUGGUCCUUGCAGUACAAUAUGUCGUGAAGUUGUCAGCUACUCAGCUAGUUCAUCAUCAGCUUUUAGCUUUUUAUCUAGUGGCCAUAUUUCCGACACUUGUCAUCCAAAAUGGACUUUGUUGAGAAAAAGAGAAAGAGAAAAAGAAACAGUGUGGUCUCCAAACGGUUUCAAUACAAAAUGAUAUGUUUGAUUUUCUUCCUGAUAAUAGUUAUGAUGAAGAUCGUGUCAUAUACUUGCCAAGAUUUAACAGGCAGUGUUAGCAACAAUGGCGUCUCCAAAACAGUCUUCUCGAUAUCCGUAAAUGAUUUAUGGCCGUGCGGCGGAAUGCCGAAUUGCUAUUACCAAAAGAAUUCGAUAAACUGCACGAAAAUGACUAAAUUGAGCAUAAUCCUAAACUUCAAUGAUGAGGGUGGAUUAAAACCGCCGCCAUUGAUCGCCGCUUUGAGUACAGCUAUGAAAAAAAACAGACGUGGAUUAUUGAAGGGCGCACACUUCGAGAUGGACCAAGACAAACCGCUGGAGUUGAUAGUGUGCGAUAAGCGCAUGAACAUGCUACAAUGGGUAAGAAGUUAUUUUUUCCCUACACUCUCGUCGAGUCAUUUUCAAGGUACAAUAAUGUUUAAUAUAAGAAUUCUUUUAGUCACAAGUAUCCAGGGACAAUUUAAAUUUAAGUAUUUUAAUAUAAUCUCGUGACCAGUGUGCAUUUCUACACGCGAGGACCAGUGUCGAUGACGAUUACAAUCAUAAUUAUACUAAUUGUCUUGAAUGAGAGUUAAAUACAUUAAGUUUAAUACAAUUAUGUUUUACAUACACGUAAUUAGUGAUUCAUUCAACACUGGCUACAUAUAAAACGCAUACUUAAUAAAUCACUAAUUUUACUUACCUGUACAGUGUGCUCGAUUUAGGUGAUCCAAUCGAUUUUCAAGCAUUUUACGCAUUUUAGCGUCGGACGAAUGUGUCUGGACGCGCGAUUUUCUCUUAAUAAUUAUUUGAAAUAUCGUCGACUUCUCGGAAAAAGGCUCCAAAAUAGUUGGACUUUCUCUUACGUUUAAACAGCGUGCGUCGAACUCGACUGCACAACCCACCACGGCGUACCGUUAUAUUUUAAUAUUAAAUUGCCGAGAACUAAAAUGUAGACUCGUCUUGAUUAUAAGCCCAUGCAAUCGAUUUAAAUUUAAAUAGUAUAAUAAUGUGUGCAACAACCGCACAAUACAAUGACAUAGAUUUUUCACCAGUUUGGCCAGUAUUGAAAAUAAUAAUAUCGCUUAUCGAACACGACGUAUGUCCAGCUUGUGCAUAAUAUUCACUAUUAAUCGUGGCAUGGUGUGACACACGGGCAACUCGUCAAGUCGAGUAGAUAGUCGUCUAAAUCGUCAAAAGUCGUCGUAUACACGAGCAUGCCAGUUUACACGCCUCUAUUACGAUUACCUACCUAAACUUUAAGUCGUAAAAUUCGCAAACGGUUGACUCCAACCACACAUUGGUGGAGAAUGGAGAUGCCUCGUUCGUCGGUGGUACGCAUAAUGUUAUUGGAUACCCGCCGAAUACGUGACCUUUUAACGAUAUAAUAUUAUUGUAUGCUUAUUAUACUAUAAUGAUUAUAAUGACGCGAUCCUGCGUUUGUAUGGAAAAUCGAUUAUCGUUAGAUUUCACGAAAUCGAGAAAAAUAAGAAAACAAUAAUUAAAAGCCAAAACACAGUAUCGCACACAUAAUAUAUGUUGUGCGGCGAUCGAAAUAUGUUUUCGUCGCACCAACAUUAUUAUAAUAAUAUUAUCGAUGGCGUUUCACCAGACAAAACUACAAACUGCCGCGUCGCAUGUACUUGAAUACAUUGACACCGUUGAGAAAUAUAAAUAAUUGUUGUAAUAUUGUUCACAUGUAAAUUAAUUUCUAUGUACUCACGUCAGAACGAUUCCGUUCGCUUUGUGUGGACGAUAAACUAUAAUGUUAUACCUCGCGAUGUUCUAUUUACGUCUAUUCAGUAGUACGACAAAGACCUAGUAUAAAAGAAAAAAAAUUAAAUCCAACGCCGAUUCAUAACUUUUAAGGCUUUUUUUUUUCAUCAGUCAAAACUCUAACGUCUUUCCGAUAUAUUUCUCCGGUGCAUGUAUCACGGUGCGACGUGAAAUGUUUGAUUUAUUUCUACUGAGCACGAUCAACCGAUCCGGACAGCCAGUCCGGUGGAUCAUCGUCGUCCGAUGGUAUAUUUGUGUUUAAUUUUUUAUAUUUGCCGCCUUUGCACCGCCUACACCGACUACCACGGCUACAGCAGGAAGACCGAAAACGCCACUGUUGAGGGAAAUAGACACGACAAAACGUGUCUGGCUGGUUAUAAGACCUUGGGCCGAAAAGUAUUAUGAUCAGGGUUCGGGAAACAUCUUUUUAAUUGUUUAAUAUGUGUAUUGUACCAGUCCUAAAAACCAUUAAAAUGGUUGAUACUUGGAUACAUUUUUUUUUAGCCAAAUUAUUUUAUUUUUAAUAUUGAUAAGAAAAUUAAAAUCAUAAACACGAGACGUUACAACUUACUGUGUAGUAGACAUGAAAUAAGAAAUACAUUACAUUUGUCAUUUGAAAAAGUAAAAAUUAAAUUAUUGAAUAUAAAUAAUGUGUCGUACGAAUUUUGCGACUAGUUAUUAUAAGUAAUAAGCACCUUAAGAAAAAAGUGUGAAUUUGUUAUUAUUUUAACUCCAUCUAAUUUUUUUUUUUAAGUCUUAAAUUUUAAUUAAAAUGCAAAACAAAUAAAAAACCAAGGUUGGGCAAUUCAACUCGUUAAGUUAUUAAAUAAAAAUAUAAGUUAGGUUUAAAAUUUUAAGUUGCUUUUAUUUUUUUGAAGCUUGUAAAAGUUACAAGUUAACAAGAAAAUAUGAGUAACAUGAUACAGUUAAAAAUCAGUUAAGUACUUUUUUUUUUAUAUAAAAUUAAAAACUAUACCUUUUUUAAAGCUAACAAAUACCACAGUAAUUUGAUAGAGGUCACACGGUUUUAAAUAAAUGUAUGUAUGAAAAAUAAUUGCUGAAGUACUUUUAUACUUAUGUGUAGUGUGUACUUAUAUACUCUAAUCAAUGACUAAAUCCAACAAAGUAAUUAUUUUUUCUGAAUUUUUUAACUUAUU